This is a messenger RNA of Chironomus riparius, 2318 nucleotides long. The record is from the annotation of a GenBank genome assembly. NCBI's taxonomy places the organism in Eukaryota, Metazoa, Arthropoda, Insecta, Diptera, Chironomidae.
GUUUAUUUGAAACCUAGAUUUGAAGAUUAGAAGUUUGAUCCUACAUAAUAUUAAUGCAUAUGUAUACAAAUACCUUACAACUGGAUCUAGUCUCAAUUUGUGUAUCGUAAAUCACAAAUAUCUAGUCUUUUAACCAACAUAGUCAAGAGACAUAAAAAUAGUUUAUAGCAUCGAACCACCAAAGUCGUUCACAUAGGCAUCGUUAACCUCUACGCCACUGAAGAUGAGCUUCGUUUUUCAUUCGCUUCAAAAUAUUAUUCUUCAAGAUUUGAGCGAUUUUUGUAUUUUAAAAGGCUUUUAGUAUCGUUUAGACAUUUAAUUGAUUCGUGUGCUUUUUACGUUAAUUUUAUUUGCUUUUUUUAAUUUCUUGUUACUGUAGGUUGAACAUUGUUUAAAAAGAAUAAAAAUCUAUUCAGCGAGCAUAUUAGAACUUAAUAAGAUUAAAAUCAAUGGAAGGUGUUAAUAAUCUAGCUUACCAUUUCAAUGAAUCCGAUGAAAUUGUUGACAGCGAUAUUCAAAAACACAACAAUAAUAUCAAUAAAGAAGGAGAAGUUAGUCGCGAUAAUUGGGGAAGUGGAAUUGAAUUUCUAUUUUCAUGCGUCGCAAUGAGUGUGGGCUUAGGAAACGUGUGGAGAUUCCCGUUCAUAGCUCUUGAUAAUGGUGGAGGAGCAUUCUUGAUACCAUACAUUAUAGUUUUGGUAUUAGUGGGACGACCAGGAUACUACCUUGAAAUGAUUAUUGGACAAUUUUCAUCUCGUGAAAUUAUAAAAGCUUUUGAUUGUGUCCCUGCAAUGCGUGGCAUUGGUAUAGGACAAGUAAUAUGUGUUGUAUUUAUUUCUACAUAUUACUCAUCAAUUUUGGCAAUAACAUUGAGGUACUUCUUUUUUUCAUUUAAUUCUGUGCUUCCUUGGAGUGAAUGUGAUUUAGCAUGGGCAGAGCCGUGUUAUCCAUCGAGUGGAAGUUCAUCGAAUCAAACAAUCCAGGAAGGAACCAAAUCAUCAGCAGAGCUUUAUUUUUUAAAUGAGGUAUUGCAUGCAAAGCAGAACAUUAACGAUGGAAUUGGACUGCCAAUUCUUAAUCUAAUAGGAUUUUUGGUAUUGAAUUGGACAAUCGUUUUCUUAAUUCUUGUUAAAGGAAUUAAAAGUGCGGGGAAAGUUUCCUAUGUUACUGGAAUUGCACCAUUCAUUUUCCUCAUCAUUUUUCUUAUCCGUGCCUUAACUCUUCCUGGUUCAAUCGACGGAAUCAUCUAUUUCUUUAAACCAGACUGGAAUAAUCUUCUUAAACCAAGUGUUUGGUAUUCUGCAGUGACUCAAUUAUUCUUUUCUCUCAAUGUCUUUUUUGCCAACAUUGUCAUGUAUGCUUCAUACAAUAAAUUUAAUCACAAUAUUCACCGUGAUGCAAAUAUUGUAACGACCUUAGAUACUCUCACAUCAAUAGUUUCUGGAUGUAUUUCAUUUGGCAUUAUUGGUCAUUUGAAACAUGAACUAAAUGCUGAUGAUAUUACAAAAGUAUUUAAAGGAGGUCCAGGUUUGGUAUUUGUAACUUAUCCAGAAACAAUAUCAAAAUUCCAAAAUGUUCCACAACUUUUUUCGGUUCUGUUCUUUAUAAUGCUUUUCAUACUUGGAAUAGGAAGUAUCGUUGCUAUGGUAACAAGCGUGAUCACUGUCGUUCGUGAUCAAUUUCCAAAAGUUAAAUACUGGCAAGCAGCAUUAGGAUAUGCAAUAUUUGGAACGCUUUGUGGAUCGCUUUAUCUAACACCAGGUGGUCAAUCAGUCUUAGGAUUAGUAGAUCAUUAUGGCGCAACUUUUAUUGCAUUUAUUUUAGCAUUAUUUGAAAUAAUUUCAUUUUGCCACAUCUACGGUGUUAAGAGAAUUUGCAAACAUUUGGAAUUCAUGUUAGGAUUUCAACCCUCUGCAUAUUGGAAAAUUUGUUGGUAUGCUGUGACUCCGUUGAUCAUGGGAGCAAUUGUUGUUUACUCUUUAGCGUUCUAUGAACCACCAACUGACAAUGGACAAGAUUAUCCUUUCACUGCACACAUCAUUGGAUGGUGUAUCACAUUUUUUGGACUAAUUUGGUUCCCAUUGAUUAUGUUUGUUGAAAUUAACAAACAGACAGGACAAAUAAUUGAGAAAAUUAAAGCAGCAUUCCGACCAAAAGCAAAUUGGGGGCCAUUAAAAGCUGACAAUUAUGAAAAAUAUCAAGAAUUUAUCAAGAACAACUAAUUAUGAUUGAUUUAAAUCUAAACUACAGAAUUUUUUGACUGUAGACAUUUUUUAAUUAGAAGUAGUCAAUAAAAGCUCUAUGUCUAUUUAAAAGUA